Brugia malayi is the source of this 588-nucleotide messenger RNA. RefSeq lists its product as uncharacterized. The transcript is spliced from 5 exons. Bases 1 to 588 code for a protein of 195 amino acids. NCBI's taxonomy places the organism in Eukaryota, Metazoa, Nematoda, Chromadorea, Rhabditida, Onchocercidae. The record is from RefSeq and is a predicted model, not a curated record.
AUGGAUCGAGGUAAUAAUCAUCCAGCUAAACAAUUGGCCAAUUAUAAGUUAGCCAACACCUACACUUUUUUUGGUACUAUUCACAUUAAGACAUCAGCAACAGUGUUAAUUUUAUUUUACAUGCUUUCAUUAGCUGUUGCUGACUUGACAAUUGAUGUGACAACGAUUGAUUCAUCGUCUUCUGUAUAUACAACUACCGCAAGUACAAUAGCACUAUUGGUAAUAUUAUUAGCACAAUAUGGAAUUUGGAAAGAAUCGUCCUUGUGUUUAUUACCAUUGAUAUUUAUUCAGGUAGUGUUAAGCGCAAUGAUGAUAUUAGCAUUUGCUUUUUCGUGUUUCAUUGAAUUUUAUUGCUUUCUUAUUGAAGCUUGUAGAGGCGACCGUUUUCUCAUGGUUGGUAUGGGAAGUGCUAUAUUUUGUGUGUCGCACUGUUAUUGUAUUGUAAUCAUAUGGCUCUGUUGGAAAUAUUUUCGCUAUAUAGAAAAAAAAGCAGAAUUAAAACAAACAUGGCAUAUUGAAACAAUUGAUGAUGACAUUGAUGAAAAUGUUCUGAUUGAUAAUAUACCACUUAAUGCAAAUUUUACUUAG